Kogia breviceps (pygmy sperm whale) is the source of this 2167-nucleotide messenger RNA. RefSeq names its product piggyBac transposable element derived 5 (gene PGBD5). NCBI's taxonomy places the organism in Eukaryota, Metazoa, Chordata, Mammalia, Artiodactyla, Physeteridae. The record is from RefSeq and is a predicted model, not a curated record. Gene Ontology annotation, biological process: non-replicative DNA transposition. Gene Ontology annotation, molecular function: transposase activity.
AUGGCCGAGGGUGGCGGGGGCGCGCGGAGGAGGGCGCCGGCGCUGCUCGAGGCGGCCCGCGCGCGCUACGAGAGCCUGCACAUCUCGGACGACGUGUUCGGCGAGUCGGGCCCGGACAGCAGCGGGAACCCCUUCUACAGCACGUCGGCCGCCUCGCGCUCCUCCUCGGCCGGCUCCUCGGACGACGAAGCCGAGCGCCCCGGCCCCGCGCGGGGCCCCAGCGCCCCCGCCGCCGCCGCCGCGCAGGAGUCGGAGGAGGAAGAGGCUGGCGCGGGAUGGAGCGCCACGCUGCGGGACCGCCCGGCCCCGCGCUUCGAGGGCACCGGCGGUCCCAUCCGGAAGAUGCCGCCCAGCGCCAGUGCCGUGGACUUCUUCCAGCUCUUCGUCCCUGACAACGUCCUCAAGAGCAUGGUGGUGCAGACCAACCUGUACGCCAAGAAGUUCCAGGAGCGGUUCGGGAGUGACGGGGCCUGGGUGGACGUGACGCUGCCGGAGAUGAAGGCGUUCCUGGGCUACGUGAUCUCCACCAGCACCUCCCACUGUGAGUCCGUCCUCAGCAUCUGGAGCGGCGGCUUCUACAGCAACCGCAGCCUUGCCCUGGUCAUGAGCCAGGCCCGCUUCGAGAAGAUCCUCAAGUACUUCCACGUCGUGGCCUUCCGCUCCAGCCAGACCACACACGGCCUCUACAAGGUCCAGCCCUUCCUGGACUCCUUGCAGAAUGGCUUCGACGCCGCCUUCAGGCCUUCCCAAACCCAGGUGCUCCACGAGCCCCUGAUUGAUGAGGACCCUGUGUUCAUUGCCACGUGCACGGAGCGGGAGCUGCGGAAGAGGAAGAAGCGGAAAUUCAGCCUCUGGGUCCGGCAGUGCUCUUCCACCGGCUUCAUCACCCAGAUUUAUGUCCACCUGAAGGAAGGCGGGGGCCCCGAUGGGCUGGACACGCUGAAGAACAAGCCGCAGCUGCACAGCAUGGUGGCCAGGAGCCUGUGCCGGUCCGCAGCCGGGAAGAACUACAUCAUCUUCACGGGACCCAGCAUCACCAGCCUGACCCUGUUUGAGGAGUUUGAAAAGCAAGGGAUCUACUGCUGCGGGCUGCUCAGCCCCAGGAAGAGUGACUGCACCGGCCUACCACCCUCCAUGCUGAGCAGCCCGGCCUUGCCGCCCGCCCGGGGUCAGCACAGCAUCCGGAUGAAGGGGAGCAUGUCCCUGAUCUGCUGGUACAACAAGGGGCACUUCCGCUUCCUGACCAACGCCUACUCGCCCGUGCAGCAAGGAGCGAUCAUCAAGAGGAGGAGUGGGGAGAUCCCCUGCCCCCUGGCCGUGGAGGCCUUCGCCGCCCACCUCAGCUACAUCUGCAAGUACGAUGACAAGUACAGCAAGUAUUUCAUUUCUCAUAAACCAAACAAGACCUGGCAACAGGUGUUCUGGUUUGCCAUCAGCAUUGCCAUCAAUAACGCCUACAUCCUGUACAAGAUGUCAGAGGCCUACCACGUGAAGAGGUACAGCCGGGCCCAGUUCGGGGAGAGACUCGUGCGAGAGCUGCUGGGCCUGGAGGACACCUCUCCGAGCCUCUGAUGACGCGGGCGCGGCCCAGGCUAGGUAAGGACCAGGUCCAGGGAGGGGAGGGGGAGCCUGACGUCCGACCCGCCGGCCUGAGACCCGGAGGCGCCCUGCGUGGGGCUGCGGCCCGGGAGGGGUGCUCGGGGCCUCUGGAGGGACCAGGACGGACCUGGUCAGAGGAUGGCACCCUCCCGCUUUCCACGCAAAGAAGAGCACGGCCUCCCUCCGGAGAGCGGCCGCCGCGUCGGAGCGAGCACCCGGCAGGUGUGGCCCCGAGCCAGGCCCUCCGUGCCGCCAGCGCGGGGCAUGGAGGGCACCCUCACGACCCCCCGGAGGCCGCAGGAGAGCCCGCUCAGCACAGGGGCCCUGGGAGGGCUGCUGCCACCCGGGGCGCCAGGGAUGGGAUGAGAUGAGCCGGAGCGCGUUCCACUUGGUGAAGAUGGAGAGACACCCGUGACGUGGUGCGCGUCUCGCCGCGCCUGCAGGUGACGGGAAGCGAGCCGGGUGGGCUCUGCGCAUCCGGGACUGCUCAGGUGUGUGCGGGAGCCCGGAGGGUUUUCCAGCGUUUGCCCUGCGCAGGCAGCUUAGAACGGGGCUCGUAGAAGAAGAA